GCGUCACUUCCGGGUUAGGGUAGGCGUGCCGGUAAAAUCAACCACAACACAACACAACAUCACCUGUCCUGUCUUCACCUGAAGUUUGAACAUCUUCCAGAGCUACACAUCUGCGAUCUCAGCAUGCCGUUCGACGUCAGAAGGUUUGACAUCUACAGGAAGAUACCCAAGGAUCUGACACAGCCAACCUUAACGGGAGCUUUAGUGUCGAUCCUGAGCUGCAUGUUCAUCGCUUUCCUGCUGCUGUCUGAGUUCCAUGCCUUCAUCAUGUCAGACAUCAUGAGUGAGCUAUUUGUGGACAACUCUGGGGGAGGUGGAGGGCAGAUUUCAGUCUUCCUCAACAUUACACUGCCCAAGCUCAAGUGUGAAGUGGUGGGGCUGGACAUUCAGGAUGAGAUGGGGAGGCACGAGGUCGGCUUUGUGGAGGACACAGAAAAAAUACCGGUGAACAACGGGAUGGGCUGCCGGUUUGAGGGCAGGUUCUGGGUCAAUAAGGUACCCGGGAACUUCCACAUGUCCACUCACUCUGCUCCUGUCCAGCCAGCCAACCCAGACAUGUCACACAUCGUUCAUGACCUCAGAUUCGGAGAGGACCUGGCAGCAUUUUUACCUGAACAUAUCAAAGGUAGCUUUAACCCGCUGGAUGAAGUGGACAGGUUACAUGCCAAUGCUCUGUCCUCACAUGACUACUUCCUCAAGAUUGUGCCAACCAUCUUUGAGAACAGACACGACAAAAAGUCUUUUGCCUUCCAGUACACCUAUGCCUACAAGGACUACAUCUCAUUUGGUCAUGGACAUCGUGUGAUGCCAGCUAUCUGGUUCCGGUAUGACCUGAGCCCCAUCACUGUCAAGUACACAGACAAGAGGAAGCCAUUCUACCACUUCAUCACCACGAUCUGUGCUGUUGUUGGCGGGACCUUUACAGUGGCAGGCAUCAUUGACUCAGUCAUCUUCACAGCAGCAGAAAUCUUCAAAAAGGCAGAGCUUGGAAAACUGUCUUGAUGAAGCCUUGGUCACUAGUUUUACCUCAGUACGCCACUCAGCAUGUCAUAUACAUUUCCUUCUUAUUUCAACCCUGUUU
Molecule: messenger RNA, 1081 nt
Organism: Branchiostoma belcheri (Belcher's lancelet)
Lineage: Eukaryota; Metazoa; Chordata; Leptocardii; Amphioxiformes; Branchiostomatidae
Product: endoplasmic reticulum-Golgi intermediate compartment protein 1-like
Exons: 10
Coding region: 124-1002 (292 amino acids)
Biological process (GO): endoplasmic reticulum to Golgi vesicle-mediated transport; retrograde vesicle-mediated transport, Golgi to endoplasmic reticulum
Cellular component (GO): Golgi membrane; COPII-coated ER to Golgi transport vesicle; endoplasmic reticulum
Source: RefSeq, a predicted model, not a curated record